Molecule: messenger RNA, 2256 nt
Organism: Cuculus canorus (common cuckoo)
Lineage: Eukaryota; Metazoa; Chordata; Aves; Cuculiformes; Cuculidae
Product: E3 ubiquitin-protein ligase TRIM11
Exons: 7
Coding region: 959-2248 (429 amino acids)
Molecular function (GO): protein binding
Source: RefSeq, a predicted model, not a curated record
UGACUGCUCUGGAUUCAAGAGAGGAAUCCCACUGAGGGAGGCUCUGCAGCAUCUCAGGGGGGUUUUGCUCCUUUGUGGUUGUUUGAGGACGCAAGAGGGUUCUGGCCUCCACACCGUUAUGGGUUAAUACAACGAGCUCAAUGCCUGAGAUGGAAAAUGUUUGCUUGGGAUGACACUGGGAGAAUUUUGCUCAUGUGCCUGUCCCCCAUUUAAUGGGGAGGUGAUAAAUCCUUGCAGUGAAGGGCUUUCAUCUAAGGAAUACAUUCACCCACAUGGUCUGCUGAGAAACACGGGCACACAGAGAAGGGGUUCAAGCAUCCAGGAAGGGGCAGGUUAACGAGGCAAGGAAACCUCUUUUAAUAUCUCCAAAUCCCUGCAAAAUGGCCUUCAGCGAUGUGUGCUGAUUCAUGCAAACACUCAGCACUGCAGGUGGUUAAACUCAUCCAAGCCGCUGCCUGAGUUCAAAAUAAGGGGGAAAGAGGGGGAGCAAACAACACAAGCCAAAAUCCUGGGAUAAUCUGGGCUGAGUGCAAUCGCUCCCUGGACUAAGAACCACAGCGCUGGGUGGGAAUUGGAGCACAAGGGGCAAAGUUGCUGGAAAACCAACUCCCUGAGGGCAAAGCAGAGGCAGGAGGAGCAGGAAAAGGGAGCUGCUCUGCCUAAAGGGGGUGUGAGAAGUGUGAGCAACGGAGGGAAAUCUGGUCAGGACAGCAGGGCUCCGUUUGGGUUAAAGCUCUAAAGACCAGAUGCUCUUUAACUUCAAAAAGGGCAGGAUGGAAGGAGAGCUGGAGGCUGCGCUUCUGUGGCUGUGCUCCUCGCAGACCCGCAGCGGGGGCUCCCAGAGCCGCCCAGGGCUCCCAGAGUCCUCCUGACACCGCUUGGGUCUCAUCCUGGCCGCUACGCUCACUCCGAGACCGAAAGCAAAACAGCCGGAGUGCCUCCGGCCCACGCCCCAGCCAUGGCGGCAGCCAAGGAGCUGGAGGAGGAGGUGAUUUGCUCCAUUUGCCUAGAUUUUUUCUGCUCUCCGGUGAUGCUGGACUGCGGGCAUAAUUUCUGCCAAGACUGCAUCUCCUCGUACUGGGCUGGGGCUGCCGCUCGCUCCUGCCCGCAGUGCCGGGACAGCUUCGCCGGUGGCGUCCUGCGGCCCAACCGCCCACUGGGCAACAUCGCCGAGGGGCUGAGGCGGCUGGGUCCGACGUGGGGUGACGAGGAGCCAAUACAGUCAGAGCUGGAGCGCCUCAGGAGAGAGAAAGGACAACUGGAGAAACAGGAAAGGAGGGAGCGAUGGAUGUGCCAGGACUGUCUGGAAAAAGUGAAGGUGGAGAGGCGGAAGAUUGUGCCUGAAUUUAAGCAGCUGCGACAGUACCUGGAGGAACAAGAAUGCCUGUUGUUGGCUCGGCUGGGAGAGCUGGAGCAGCAGAUUGCAACACGAUUGAAGGACAAUGCUGCUAAAUUCUCCAAGCGGCUCAUUUACCUGGAUGGCCUGAUCAAGGAGAAGGAGCGCCAGCUGCCAGGACUUCAGCCCCCGCAGGACGCUGGUGGUGUUCCGAGCAGGUGUGAGAGGGCAAAAUCCCAGCCAAAGGAGGGGGUGAGCCACGAACUGAAGAAGGAGCCUGGAAGCUGCUCAGAAAACGCUCCUGCGCUAGAGGGGAUGACAAAGAAACCCCAAGAUUCUCUGACAAGUGACGCAGGGGAGGCAGUGAAGGAAUUGCAGGAAAUGUACACAAAAGUGAACAUCACUCUGGAUCCAGACACAGCACAGCCCCGGCUCAUCGUGUCGGAAGAUCAUAGAAGUGUGAUGCAGGGAGCCACAAAGCAGAGCCAGCUCAACAAACCAGAGCAAUUUGACCCAUGGCCUUGUGUGCUGGGCUGUGAGGGAUUUACCUCAGGGAGACCAUGCUGGGAGGUGGAGGUGGGCUACGGGUCAUGCUGGGCUAUGGGGGUGGCCCUGGAGUCAGUGAUGAGGAAGGGACCGCCUGACAUGAGCCCAGAAGGGGGGAUUUGGGCCGUGGGGCAAUAUAAGGGGAACUUCCUGGCUCUCACUUCCCCAUCUCCCACCCCUAUCCUCCACAGCGUGGUCCCCCGGCGCCUACGGAUCUGUCUGGACUAUGCAGGAGGGCAAGUGAUGUUUGUUGAUGUGGACAGUGAGGCUGUCAUUUUUACUUUCCCACGAGCCGUGUUUGCCGGGGAGCGAAUCUACCCCUGGUUCUGGGUGGGUCAUAAGACACAGCUCAAGAUGUGUCUAUAGACCUGAGU